AUGUUGUCAAGAUCUGAUCCUUGCGAGCACGGUGCCUUGGAGAUUGCUCUCCUACCAGAUAGCACUCUGUUCCAAAAUGUUGAGAACACAGCCAAAGCCAAGUUGGCUAAAGGCUGCUGUCUUUUGUGCUGCUUGGAUGUCGACGGCAAGCUGACUGUGGCGGAUGUUUCCGAAAGCAGCAUACCAGUGCAUACCUGUGAGGGUAAAUUUAUUGACUUUGCUUGGGAAGAGACGGCUGAGUUGUGCAGAUUAGACGGUAGCCCCAGACUCCUGGCUGUGAACUCCAGCUACAGCCUUACACUGUGUGUGGUGGAAGCAGAAGAUCUGACGACCGCUGUCACUGAGUGUUCAUCAGACACUCUCAUUCAGCUUAUCAAGGACAAGGACCCAAGUGUGACUGACAUUGUGUCGGUGAAGCUGCUGUCCUUCACUGACAGUCGCUGUGUCCUCCUGCUGAAUGCCUACACUCUUGUGCAGCUGUCCUGGGCAGAGGAUUCCUGUGAGCCAGAGCUCCUGUCCUGCUGCUGUAUAAGUUUGCCAGCUGAAGUCCAGGACACAUGUGCAGAUCAACAGCUCUGCAGAGGAAUGCUCUUUCUGCUGACUGGUCCUGGACUAAUAUAUGUGUUUGAUAGCCUAGAGGGCAGGCUCUUAGCCAGCAUUGACCUGCCCAGGUACCACUCAGCUCUUCAGAGCGAGACAGAGCCUGCAGUGUCCCUGUCGUCUUUCUGUCUCCUCCAGGUGUCACAUGAUCUUAGCACUCUUGUGGCCACAACCAGCCACAAUCUGGCAGUGGCAGUCGAUCUGAAUCACUAUUUCAGGACUCACUCAGACCACCUACUGUGUCAAGUCGACCCUUGUCAUCCUCCCAUCAAACCACUGGAACCUUGUGACCAGGACAGCCUGUCCAACUCUGCUUAUACUCAGUCUUUGCUAGGUACUUCCUUCCACACCGAUAGGUCAUGGGAAGCUCAGUUGACAUCACUGUACAAAAAAGCCAAAGCUCCAGCCAGUCAGCUUCCAGCUAUGCCGUGGUAUAGGGAUUUACCACAUGUGGAGUGUCAUCGUGCCGCAGCCACCGCUAAGCUUUCUCAUGGUGUCGUGCCGUCGGGCGGUGCUGUGAUGUGUUUUGAAGUGCCUGAGAGGGCUAUACCAGCCACACUUUGUGUCUCUGAGUUCUCUGCCGUGCUCACGUUUGUCCUCUCUGGGAACAGCAGCACCACUGUGGCCUUCUGGGACCUGGGGAGCGGGAAGGUGACCUACCACCGUGCCGAUGGACCUGCUGUACCAGUACAACGUAUGGCAGAAGAGGAACACCUUUCUCUGCUGCUCAAAAGCUGUGGUCUGUCUUUGGUGCUGUUUGUCGUGCGGCAGGAGGAGCUACUCAACAGGCUAAUGGUUUUUGGCAGUGCCAGCACAGUGGACUCUCUUUGUCACCUCAACGCCUGGGACCGCUGCUCCAUCCCUAUCCACGCCCUACAGGCAGGACUGAAAAAUCAUCAGCUGGACACGGUGGAUUUCUUCCUGAAAAGCAAGGAGAAUCUUCUGUGUCCCCCAGUGCAAACAUCCACCAUUUCAACACAAACCCAGUUAAAGAACGUGCGGGACAUGUGCCCAGCGCUAAACCUGCUCCAGUCUGCCAUCAGGGACACACACAAUGAAGCUCAGAGUCGUCAGUUUUCUGAGCAGCUGCUUAACAUCACACUUAACUUCCUCAACACACAAAUCAGGACGGUACUUUGUAGCUCUGAAGAGCUUGAUGCUAAUCUUCAGGAAUGUGUAGAGGUCCUAGACGGAUAUGUUACUGAGCUCCGGUGUUACAUGAAGAAAUUUCCCUGGCCAGGCGGGAGUGACAGUCAGAUACCUGUUCAUAGUCCUUCCCCGGCACCUGAUGUAACUGAAGAGGAGGAAUGGCAGUCACUUUCCACUGAGGAGGUCGUCCAGCGUGCAGUGCUGGGCAGACAGAUUGCGCAGGCGCAGGCGUUCCUGCGCAGGCAGGGCAGACCAGAGCAGAGCCUGAAGGAGCUGAGGAGAACGGGGUUGUUCCUGGCUCUCCGGUGCCUGAAGAACAAAGACCUUGAGCAGGCCAGCGCCCUGCUUAGAAACAUGGGCUUCAAUGUGAAAGAGCAACUCCACAGUAUUUGUCUGUACACAGCAGACCAGGACCUGAGGAAUUUUGUGGUGGAGGAACUGCGACAGCAGAACUAUCUGGCAGACGAAGAGGUGGAGAAAGUGGAAUUCAUCAAACAGAUUGAGAGCCUGUGCACGGUGCCAGCAACCAGGUGCUCCAAAGCGAUAGAGAAAAGCAGAGUUCUUCAAAUGCGCCAAUCUGAUAGUGAAUCUAAAAGCCUGGUACAAGAGCUAACAUGUGAUUCAGAGGCUUCUUCAUCACAGAUGCUCUGGGCCUCAGGGAGGCUGGACUGGGUCCGACACUGGGACAGAGACGCACAGAGCUCUGUUCUUCUGUCCAGACUACAGGAUCCCAUGGUCUGUUCUUGUGAUCCUGCUGUUCUGUGGUCAUAUCUCACUUCGAUUCAUGACCGUGUCCGGGUCACGCACUGGGUCCAGAACCUGGCUGCCCCUACUGCCUUGUCUCAGUGGCCUGCCCUUACUGCGGACAUCGUCAACAACCACACGCUGUGUAGCGGCUACAUGAGGGAUCAGAUACUAGACCUACUGGCCAGACAAGGAGUGUUUGUGCAGGCGGAAACAGCUGAUUUUGAGCAGCUGCUGUGGCGGUUGGGGCAAGCAGGGGGCGUGAUGCAGGAGAACAUCCCUGUCCCAAACUUCCACUCUGCUCUGGGCCUUGACUUCCAUGCCUGCUUCAUACAGCACUGCCUGGAGCAUGGACUGCGCUACCUUCUCUAUACCUACCUGGAGCACUACAGGUUAACACCCCAGAAUUGUCCUGCUGUCGGUGACAGAAGUUUGUAUGAGAUUUAUCCUUGGUUUGAAAUGAUGGUGAAACUGCAGGAGAUUACACGACAUAUAACAGACCCAGAAAAGGUGUUCCAGGCCAGUCUGACCAGUGCCCAGGUCCUGUUGCCGGGCAGCCAAGCCAGCAUUAGUAGUAUGCUGUUGGAGGGUCACAGUCUGCUAGCGCUGGCCACCAUCAUGUUUGCACCAGGGGGUAUUGACCAGGUGGUGAAGCAGGUGGAGAGGGCGUUGGACCCUCUUUACAGAGUCGACCCCCAGCUGCUAAAGAUGGCCCUGAGCCCCUACCCUAAACUCAAAUCGGCCCUUUUCCCUCAGAGUGGGUCCCGUGGCACAUCCGUCUCUGACGUCUCUGUAUACCACCUCAUGCAGUCUUUACAUCCAUUGGAUCCCUCCAGACUUUUUGGCUGGCAGUCUGCCAACACCUUAGGUUCCAGCGAAACUUCCACAGAUCUGCCCCAUUUUGCAAGCCCUCAUCUCGUCAACAAAUAUGCUCUGGUGGAAAACCUUGACUUUUUGUACUUCUUGCGCCAUGGGAGACCCUCCUUUGCCUACGGAACCUUUCUGGUGCAACAUCUGGUGAACUCCAGCAAUGUGAAGCUGCAUAUGGCUGCUGAGCAGGCCUACCAUCUGGGCCUGCUGAACUUCAGCGUGCGCCCUGUGGCUGCAGCCUGUGUCUGUUUCUGUGAGCUCCUGGGUGUUUGCAGCUUUAAACUGAGGUUGGAUCUCAGAGCACUUAACCACAUCCUGAAACUGUGGAGCCAGGGUGCUGAGGAGAGCAGCAUUCCCUCUCUCAAACAGUCUCUGGCUGACCGAGCGAGUAAACUUGUGGCUGAUGAGAGACAGACAGCUGAGGACUUGCUGGUGCAUUUGGAAAAUGCAGUGAGAGACAGAAUUGAGAGGAAAGGCAUCAGCAGGUCAUCGUAUGAGGCUGGUCAGGAGUGGGCAUUGCCAGUUGAAUUCUGCCACCAGCAUAAACUGCCAUUGAGUAAAGGCUACCUACAAGACUGUGCCAGUGGUGGCCACUGGCUUCAUUUCCUGCUGUUUGUGCAGCUGCACAGUUAUCCUCUACAGCAGGUACGAGCUCUGGCUGCCCAGUUUGGUCCCACCCUUCAGGCCCAUCUCUCCCUGGCAUUCCAGGACCUACAGCUGGUCACCCAGCAGAAGCAAGACAGGUCCCAGGCAGCCGAGGACAGCCCUGAGGCUCCCAAGGAGCUGUUCCAGGUGCUGCUCCAGAGCCAAGAACAGCCUUGUCCGUGGAGGUACCUGCUGGCAGAGGCCGUAGGCCAGCACUGCCCUCCUCUCUCUGUGCUGGCGGCAUGUCACAAGGAGUCUGACCCAAUCCAGUGCCUCUGUGUGUGGAUCCUGACUUCUGUAGAAGAUGAUAUCACCUUGGAAGCCACUGCCCACAUCAAAGAGAGUCUGAGGCAUCAUGUGUGGAAUGUUCAUGACCUGUCAAUGAUAUGGAAAACCCUCCUCAAGAAGUCCAAAAUUAGACCUCUUAUUCGUGGUUUCCAGUUGUUUCAGAGGGAAUCUCCUUUAAUCCAUAUGCUGCACAUGUACGAGCUUUGCUAUGAUUACAAGAACUACCAGGAGGCCAAGAACAAGCUGGUGGAGUUCCAGAAAUGUCUACUCAAUUUGAGAAACAGUGGCGUACCAGCCGCAGAGUUUAUCUCAGUGCAAUGGGUGGAGUGUCAAGCCUCAGUGCUCCUGUUGACCAUGAUGCAGCAGUGUGGCACACAGUAUGAGCUACGCAGGCUACUGCAGCUGUUGGCAGAUAUGGAGCGAUUUCUCAAGUCCAGCGGGCCAGAUUUUAAGAAGCUUAGUCUCCUGAGUCAGAUUCUUCAGGACACUUCUGUGUGUCUUUCUCCAUGCCUGCUGGAGAACUACUCCACCGCUGUCCUGCAGGUGGAGUGCCAGAACAUGUUAGAGCAGCUGCAGGACCUUGGUCUCUACAGUCAUGCCAGGCAGGUGGCCGAGUUGGCAGACCUACCCAUCGACAGCCUCAUUGUUAAUGAGCUUGUUCAAGAGCUGUGUACGGUGAGGUCCAAGCGCCAGUGGGAGAGGAAGGAGACACGCGUGGCCUUCUGGAGAAAGUGCCAUGAGCAAUUCCAGAUUAACCAUACCGGCAAGGAAGCUGCCUACGAAUUCUUCCUAUCCCAAACCAAGGCCUUAGAUCAGGAAAAGCAGGGACAGGAAAAGGAGCUGCUCCCCCUGCAAGAGCGCUGUUUACUCCUGGGUCUGGCUGGUCACUGGCUCUCUAACGUAGAUCCUCCUCCCCUGGACCGUCUGGCCACACUGGAGCGAAGUCAGUGGACCUGCCGCAUGCACUUACAGGUCCACCAAGCUGCCAUGGAGAAGGAAAGCCUGUUUGCCGUGGCAACCCCAGCUGGCACUGCUCCUGAGGAUUCAUUUGAAGCUAUCCUCAAAGAGUUUUCCUUCUCCAAAAUGCCUGCUCUGGAGGACCCAGUGCACCUGACCCUGGAGGCCUUGGCAGCCUCAGAGGAAGAGGAGGCCUCUCAGCUGGACGCAGAGGAGAAGAGUGCCCUGGUUAUAUUGGUGGGUCGACUGCUUGACGAGGGUAGCAUCCACGAGGCUAGCCGUGUGUGCCGGUAUUUUAGGCUGUGGCACCGGGACCUGUUGUUGGUGCUGAAGUGCCGGGGACUGGCGUUUGGGGAGUUGCAGCCUGGCCAGCAAGACCUGCCCAGUCCUGAUGGCUGGCCCAGGAGGAGCUUCCCCAGCUCAUCCAGCUGUGGGAGUUUGUCGUCCUUUGUGGUGGUGGCCUCUCCAGAAGACCAGGUGAUCACACAGCUGCAGAUGCUGGUUGAUGAGUGUUGCCAUGGCAAGAGCUACUGCAAACAGGUUUUGAGCCUGUACGAGCUCUCCAAGGAGCUGGAGUGCUCGUACAGUGAAAUAGCUGCUGAGGAGCCUGAAGCAGUGCUACGUAAAGUGCUGUUGUCCCAGCAGCCUGAGCGUUAUAAGAAAGCCCAGGCUUUCAUUAGUGUUCAGGGCCUGCAGCCUCAGAACGUGGCCCAGCUCGUGUCCUCGGCUGUGGUGCAUGACCUGCUCGCUGCCUCUCAGGAAGGCGAGCCAGCAGAGAGGCGCAUGUUCAACCCAGCGGAUGGGAAAGAUGCCUUCCUGCAGCUGGCAAAGCUGUGCGGUGACCCCAACCUAGUGGGCAUCAAACUCCUUGACAGCAUCCCCGCUGUGCCUGUGUCAGAACUGGCCUGCACUGUGGAGAUCCUCAUCUUGGCCCAUGACUGUUUCAGUCUGACCUGUAAUAUGGAGGGAAUUGUUCGUGUUCUACAAGCUGCACGUCAUCUCAGUCACACACAUCUAAACCACAGCGAGCACUAUAGCCUGUUGGUGCGACUCUUAACUGGUAUUGGCAGAUACAAUGACAUGACAUACAUCUUUGACCUUCUGAAUAAGAACCACCGUUUUGAAAUGCUCCUAAGGAAGAAAGUGGAGUCGAACACAAGACUGAAGACUGCCCUGCUUGACUACAUUAAACGCUGUUUGCCAGGGGAUAGUGAGAAGCACAACAUGGUGGCUCUGUGUUUCAGUAUGUGCCGUGAAAUUGGAGAGAACCAUGAAGGAGCUGCACGAGCUCAGCUCAAAAUCAUUGAGUCCCAGGAAUGGAAAGUGACCCAUGAACUUAAGAGUGCUUUGAUGAAGGUUCUGACACUACUGAAAGAUGCUGCAGAAAGCUAUUCUAAGGAUUCCUGUGUGCGACAGGCUGUGAGAUGUGUGAAAAUGGCCAAACUUGUCACCCUUCAGCUUCACCUUCUGAACCAUGGGCAGGACCGUCGUGUCAUCAACCUGAACCCUACUGAACUGAUGGAUGCCAUUAUGGCUCUGCCUCGCUGUUACCAGUCUUUUGUUGUAGCAGAGGCAUAUGAUUACAGUCCAGACUGGGCAAAGGUGCUUUAUCAGAAAGUCAUCGUGGAAGGAGACUUCACCUACCUAGACGAGUUUAAACUACAUAAACCUCUACCUGCCAGCUUGUUUGAAGACAUAUCCAAAAAGUACGUCCACAACAGUUUUACCUCAUGAAAUCCAAAUCUGAAGAAGCUCCUCCAGCACUGUGAAGAUGUCUACACCCACUACAAACUGGCUUAUGAGCACAAGUUUUUUGAUGUGGCCAACAUGCUUCUGCAGGACAGUUACCUUAGUGACCGUUUGGGAAGCUAA
Messenger RNA from Chanos chanos (milkfish), 7125 nucleotides. RefSeq names its product SPG11 vesicle trafficking associated, spatacsin (gene spg11). The transcript is spliced from 40 exons. The record is from RefSeq and is a predicted model, not a curated record. NCBI's taxonomy places the organism in Eukaryota, Metazoa, Chordata, Actinopteri, Gonorynchiformes, Chanidae. Gene Ontology annotation, cellular component: dendrite; synapse; cytoplasm. Gene Ontology annotation, biological process: chemical synaptic transmission; axonogenesis; synaptic vesicle transport.